UUUCCUGUUACGUUUCUCACCAGCCUACUUCACCCAGAACAAGAGCAGAGGGAGGAACUAAUGUGUCGUGUUUGGCUGCAGUGUUCAAUAAAGCACACACAAACAUUGUUUUUCUCAUCAGGUAGACAUGAACAACAGUGUGGAUUAUAGACCUGAGCCAAAUCAGGCUUAUGCUGUGGUGUUUGGAUCUGUUAUGGUGCUGGGUUUGCCUCUCAAUGCUGUGUCACUGUGGAUUCUGCUUCGCCGCCACAGCCUCAAAUCCCCCAAUGCCAUCUUCAUGGUCAACCUGGCGAUCUCAGACCUGCUGCUGGUCAUCUCCUUGCCCAUGAGGGUCUAUUUAUACGCCACAGGAACCUGGCCUCUGAGCUCAAAGGCAUGCACAUGUAUCACGAUGCUCUUUCGCAACAACAUCCGCUCGAGCUCCAUCUUCAUCACCCUCAUCAGCGUGGAUCGGCUGCUGGCUGUGGUUUAUCCUCUGAGGUCACGCCAUCUGCGAACUGCUUCCAACACCUGGAAAUCUGUUGCACUUGUUUGGCUGUUUGUGCUCAUGGUGAACAUACCAGAGGGACUGGCCUAUGCAAGAAAAUUAAACAACUCCAGUGAAUCUACCUGUUUUGAAUUUCGUAGACAGCAGCAGUGGCCUCGAUACUUUCAGCUUGUGCUAGUGGUCACCCUGCUGACAGUCAACCUUGUGUCCACUGCUUUGGUGUCUUGCAGUCUACAAAGACAUCUCAAUGACUCUGCAAAGGUCAACAACAAGGUGAAUGUCAUGCUGAUUUUUGCCAUGAACUUGGUGAUGUUCACCAUAUGUUUCUUGCCUGUGUCGGUUGGUGUGCUUACAAUUAAGAGACAUGAGAUUACGCCUUUGGUAUGUCUUGCUUCUGUGAACUGCUGUCUGGAUCCACUGUUGUACUACUUUUCUUUGGAUGCCUUCUGGAAGAAAAAAGAGGAUGUGGAUCUUGCAAGAGAACAGUAGACAAGGGACAAUCUAUUUUCAUGAGAUGGCAUAAAUUUCCCAAUGGAUCCAUAUCAAUCUUAUGAAUCUUUAUAUGAAUUGUUUGACAUUUUGGGAAAUAUGCUUGCUUUCUUAGUGGGAGUUAGAUGAGAAGAUUGAUAACAUGCUCAUGUCUGUAGGAUAAAUCUAUAGUUGGAGCAAGCAGCUGCUUAGCUUAGCUUAGCACAAAGACUGAAAGUAGGGGGAAACAGCUAGUCUGGUUCUGUCCAAAGGUAACAAAAUUUGUGUACCAGUACUUCUAAAGUUCACUAAUUAACUAUUCCCAUAACAUGAUGACUUGUGCCUAGAACU
Thunnus maccoyii (southern bluefin tuna) is the source of this 1306-nucleotide messenger RNA. RefSeq names its product lysophosphatidic acid receptor 4-like. Gene Ontology annotation, biological process: positive regulation of Rho protein signal transduction; phospholipase C-activating G protein-coupled receptor signaling pathway. Gene Ontology annotation, molecular function: lysophosphatidic acid receptor activity. Gene Ontology annotation, cellular component: membrane. The coding region runs from base 128 to 976 and encodes 282 amino acids. The record is from RefSeq and is a predicted model, not a curated record. The transcript has a single exon. Lineage: Eukaryota; Metazoa; Chordata; Actinopteri; Scombriformes; Scombridae.